AUGGACCGAAUGCUCCAGGCCAGCUCUUCCCAUCAAAUUUCACCAGAAAUUGAUUCGCGGUCGAAUUUUGCUCGGUAUGACUCCACCUCUUGGAGUCACAAUACUACGUCUGCUCAGAAUAUCAAUGACAAUCCUGCAAACGCCAGGUUCCCUGCAAUGCCUGCAUGGAAUCCGUCCCCUUCUCUCAUAACGACCAACAGCGGUGACCCUGCUGCACACCCACAGGAUUCGUCAAGGGCGACCGCAUCAGAGCAUCAUAAUUGGGCGAUGCCGACAUCAAGUUUCAAGCAAACCAACACAAACACUUCGCCAGGCACAGCUUCGAAUAUUCCAUCAGCAAACGGAGCUCAAUCGGUCCCUAUUGACACCAGUACAUUCGCGCAAUCAGAUCCUUCUUCGGCCCCAUACCUUGAGCAAAUACAAGGCUGGCAAUCUCUUUCUCAGCAAGUGAUGGAAAUGGAAAAUCUGGUCAACCAACACAUCAUACCGUCUGUAGACAUGAUGUUCCGAAUUCGAACACAACUUCAAAACAUGCUGGCAGAAAGACAGAGCCAAAACAUUGAAAGGAUAUAUUCCACCCCGCCCAACCAUCGCCUUUUCCCUCCGACGGCGGGCGCUGUUGAGGUGAUGAUGAAUCGUGUCACCUGUCUCUACGAGCGUGUCGAUCAGAUUACCCUGAUCCAGCAGGCCCAGCGAAUCAGAGUGGGGAUGAACAAUCCUUCCUACUCGCAGACCGAGACCUCUCGGAUUUACCUAGCAACACACCCAGAUGGCCGACAAAGCCUGAUUCUACCCCCGGACACCACAAUUAGGGCCUCGCCCCAAGGUUCUUCUCUCCAGUCUCAUGCAACCCCUGCUCCCGAUGCUCAGGUGAACCCCAAUGCUGCGAACGCCGCCGCCGUUCAUCAGGCCGUUCGACAAGCUCUGAUCAACCAGCAGCAACGACGAGACGACAAUGGCGCGGGUCUUGGACGUUAUAUACGUCGCGUCUGGAUGUUCAUUCGCAUGUACUUUUUCUGCUACAUGAUCAGCGAUGCGGGUACUUGGACGCGUAUCUUCCUCGUCACAUGCGCCGUGCUAGUGGCUGUUCUGUCAGAUACAGACAUUCCGCAGCAGCUCCACGGGGCCAUUGUCGCCCCGGUCCAGCGUCAUCUCGAAGGUCUCGCUCACAUGGGUGGGCCCGCUGAUCAAUCUAGGCAAAGGCCAAACCAAGGCGGAGAGAACCGUGAUAACCCUGCGCCCCAGGGUAUGCUUGGCGAAAUUUUGCACUUCCUUCGACGCGCGGAGAGAUCCAUUGUGCUUCUUCUUGCUAGCCUGGUUCCGGGUAUCGGUGAGCGGCAAGUUGAGGCACGCAAUGCAGCCGAAGCCGAACGAGUUCGUCAAGAACAAGAACAAGAACAAGAACAAGAACGGGAGCGCGAGCGUGAGCGUGAGCGUGAACGUGAGCAGGAACAGGAACAGGCUCAGGAGCUUGGGGGUGAAAAUGAGAAUGAGCAUGAAAGAGAGCAAGCCGGGUCUGAUGCCGCCGCUGCCCCUGCUGCUACAACGCAGCUGGAGCAGACUUUUGCCUAA
Molecule: messenger RNA, 1572 nt
Organism: Penicillium waksmanii
Lineage: Eukaryota; Fungi; Ascomycota; Eurotiomycetes; Eurotiales; Aspergillaceae
Exons: 1
Coding region: 1-1572 (523 amino acids)
Biological process (GO): endoplasmic reticulum unfolded protein response
Source: RefSeq, a predicted model, not a curated record